UUCUCCGAAAAUGACAACAUUGCAGCUGUCUGUGCAAUAUGAAAUUUCUUCGGCAUCGUUAGAAUCAGCAGUACCGAUGAGUCCUGGCCACAUCGCUGUGAACUUGGAGAUAUCUCAACGCGAGAGAGAAAACAGUUGCCUCUUGACUUGCGUGUUCAUUAUAAGUGUCCUCGGACGUUUCUUCGUCUAUCCUCCGAAUCAUUAUUAGAAACAACGUCGGGGGUCCAGGCCUGUCCAGGUGCCAGAUUUGAAGAUCGGUUGCCGUUCAGACACAUGGAAGCAGCAUGUUCCGUGCAUGUCACUAGCAUCUGUGAUUUCUGUGGUACUGGUGUCUUCAUUUCAAGCUUUAACCGGUCUUGACAGUCAGCGUCUGCCACCGGAUCCGAAUUUGAGGCUUGAAAUAUGGAACCCGAUGCAUGAAUUCAGCAAGUUGCAUACAUCCAUGUGUUUAGGAUGUUCCAUUCACGACGCACGUAUUGGGGCUCUCAGCUUCUUGGAGUCGGUAAAUUGAGAU
Messenger RNA from Suillus clintonianus, 514 nucleotides. RefSeq lists its product as uncharacterized. The coding region runs from base 296 to 511 and encodes 71 amino acids. NCBI's taxonomy places the organism in Eukaryota, Fungi, Basidiomycota, Agaricomycetes, Boletales, Suillaceae. The transcript is spliced from 2 exons. The record is from RefSeq and is a predicted model, not a curated record.